Linum tenue is the source of this 563-nucleotide messenger RNA. Lineage: Eukaryota; Viridiplantae; Streptophyta; Magnoliopsida; Malpighiales; Linaceae. The record is from the annotation of a GenBank genome assembly.
GCAUCGAAAGAAAUCUUGCCCAACAUAUCGUCACAGCUUACACACCACCACCAGCUCUGCCCAUUGUUUUCGAGCAACCGACACUGGUUGUUGAAUUCCCUCCUCUGCCGAUAUGCAUGCUUCUUUGCUAGUUGUCGGCGUUUCACCUUCCAUCAUCUAGGACCAUUCCAACUGUUGUUCUUGUUAUCGCUUUCAACGACUCUGCCAAGAUUUCUCAGGAAGCCUGGAUGUUUUUCUCUAUGUCAAAGAAACUUCGAUUCCAAGUUUCCAACGAUGAGGGUUUGAGUUCAUCGCAGGAGCUAACGUGAGCAGGGAUAUAAACAAUGAUCAAUUAGCAAUCCGGAAGUUUUGUACGAAGUUGUGCCACCAUAAGAUCUUUCAUCACGCGUUACCAGUUCUAACCCUCAAGGACAAGGUUGGUGUUCGAGGGGAAAGGACUUUCUUACCAUUGAAGACCGCCACAUCACCACCAACCAAUCGAUCCCUUUCCUUAUUUCAGUAGGAUCUCUUUCUUUGUUUAAACCCUAAUUUCCUCUGUUUCCUUCUUUGUUUCGCUAUUAUUA